AUGGGUAAUGAACAGUCGGCCCCUUUAGGCAGGCGGCCCCAAAAUAAACUGUCGAAGCCGAAAACGAACGGCGCAAUUUCGAAUCUCCUGAGCCUGAACUCGAACCACUCAAAUCCGACGACUCGCCAGAAUUCAGUCUCGACUGCAUCUAUUUCACAUACUCCGUACAAUUUCACUCCGAUUGAAGGGUUUGCAGGCGAGGCUGCAGACAGGUGGAGAGAUGACCAGCCAGUUCAGCGAAAGCGAAUGAGCCUUUUCAGGUCCAAAAGCUCGCAGGACAAGCCAAAACUACACCUGACAACCGGUCUCGAGCCAAACUCCCCUGAACCAAGCCCACUUGAUCAGCCACCACUUCCCAGACGGUCGAGAGGAUCGAGUCUCAAAGAAAGAGGCAGUCCGGUGAUGUUCAAAAUCGGCGGAGAGGAGCCUAAUGAAUCACCUGUAGACAUGAGCCGUCCCCAAAUUCGAAAUCGAAAUUCGAUCCAAAGCUCGAACCACCAGACCAGACUUUCACUCGUUGCUGAAGUGCCUUCACCACAAUCGGAGGUACCGAGGAGACAAUCUAUACUGGAAGAAGACAACAAUCCAAUUGGACAGGCACUCACUACAAGGUCAAACUCGGACACUGCCAUGUACGCGCCCAUCAGGAGGAAGUCACUCCUAGCCCAUGGAGUUGCAACAAGGGCGAGCUACGUGGAGCCUGAUCCACCCCAGUCUCAUCCUCCACGAUCAGAUUCUUUGAACGACAUGGAGAACUAUCACUACAAUCCAUCGAAACCAACAUCUUCCCCACUCUCAGAUCUCGCAAUGCUGGGCCCAAAGCCGGCAUUUAUGAACGAGGGUCCACGAGCGGAAACACCCACCGAUCAGAAUUAUGGGCAUCUAGGUGGAUUCAAUGGGACAUUGAGGAUCACUAAUGGAGCAGCAAGCCCGGCACCGAGUUCUCACAAAAGAGCCAAUAGCCUGGGUGCGGAAGAGGACGAUUCCGAAGCCAAGAAAGGCCCAGCAAUGGGGCAUCGCCAUGGUCUCAGCCAGCGAAGCAACACCAUAUCCGUUCCAGCAGAAGCUACCAAAUCCCCUUGGACGGUCCAAUCGGAAUCGCCUCUUCGAACGUCUCAAUCUCAAUUUGAGCAAUUGGCAAUUUAUAGACAAGUGCCAAAUGGCCCGCCAUUUUCAAUGCACGAUUUCGAGGAACAAAAGAAACAUUUCAAGAGAAAGGAGGUCCCAACGAAGGCUCAAGAACCGGCGGACGAUUACACGCAUGACAGCACUCUCAGUCCGUUCUCAUUCGACAACUCCCCUCCAGUUUCGCCGCAAUUCCAAGUUACGAGUAAGCAUACGGCAUUGGAAGACGAGCUUUUCGAACCUGAACCGGGCACUCCGAACCCGUCUGCGCCGCCUGCGCCGCCUGCAGAUCACGGAUCUCAUCUGCCAAGAUCGUUUGAUUCCGGAUAUGUUGGGGGAGAACCUUCGCCGACACUAGAAGCGGGCAAAGAACCUCAAGAAUCGGCAUCAAAAGGUCUCGCGAAAGCAGACAGCGGAUACAGCUCCAAUGUAUCCCUCAGGUCCUUCAGAAAAGAUUCUUCUCCCACCAAGGAACCAAGUCACAAGGUUUACAAAGAGCCAGCGUCUCGCGUCGCUUCGAGCACUGACUCGGUAGAAUCGGAAGCCACCCUCAGAUCCAGGGAGCCCCAACCGGCCCUUCCCGCUGAAGAAAUCCCCGAGCAGCCAUCGUGCCAGCCUCCUCCACCAUUUCGACAAGUUCCUCCUGCUCCGGUGGAGAAACAAUCCUUCGAGAGCACACCAAGGAAGGUUCAGCCUCCUCCUGUGCCGCAAGCGAGGGCUGAUCAAGCUUACUCGGCUGCGCCCCAGGCUUAUGCUGCCGCAACCCGCUCCGAAAAUAGACCCCAAGAAAUCACACCACCAGUUCCAGGUACUUCUGUACGAGAAGAAAGCCCCGCAACUUCUGACGCAUCCGCAUCACCUGGGUCGUCUUCGCGCUGGCGUCAAAAGCUAACCAAGCGCGAGUCGCAACACCGUGUUGAGACGGGACAAGUUUUCACGGUCCAAGCAAUCCGGUCUCCGAGCGAGGCAUACAAAAUCCCACCCCCCACCGUGGAAGCUCGUCGUAGACUCGAAGAACGUGAGGAGGCAUUCCCGGUGCAGUCCUUCCCGAAUACGAUUGAGGGUAAUUUUGUGUCGAGGCGCAUGUCAAUGGGCACGAUUUUCUCGGUCGGCAGCGUAGAAACCAGCGACGAAACAAAUUUUGCACGACCACCCGUUCCUCCCAUGCCAACGAUUAUGCAGGAGCCAGGCCAGCAAUCCAGGCCCGAUAAGAACAGGCGAAACACCUAUCAAGGACCAGCUCGAUCUCCGCCCAAAACUGAGCAGCAAGGAGAGUCAGUCCAGCCCGUGCCCCGAGGACGAGGUCCGUCCCCAAGCCAAUUGGCAAAUUGGGCCAGAAAAUCCCUCCAAAAUAUUCCUCCAGGACGAGUUCCUCGCCAGGUCGAGGACUUCGAAUCCCAUGUCAGUUCAUUGGAAACCGUGACCUCUCCUCUUAGCCGCGAUGCCGACGACGGCGCCCGACCAAGUAUUGUAGACCAGCGCGCAAAGUCCAUGACCGCACAAUUCGAAGCCGACGCCGCUGCACGUUUCGCCGUGUCCAAACAACGAAAGGUUUCCACUGCACCUGAGGCUUCAACUGUCAUCAGACCAAGGAAAUCCUACGAUUCAAUUGCAAACUCUGGCUCCGGAACUUCAACAGCAAACAGCUCGCGCACCAAUUUGAGGGACGUCUCUUCUCUGGUGCAGAACGGUGCAAUGCGUCGCUCAUACACGAAUCUCCCUGCUCAGCCAUCUCUCCUAAACCCAGAUGGGGUCGAAAAGCGAAAAUCGUCCAAAUCCCCACCGCCAAUCUCAAUGCCCAACCGCGUCCAAUCCGUAACCCGCAAGCCAGUCCCUCCACCGCAAUCCCAGCCCGCUCGCCUUCCACCACCGCCGCCUAUCCCUUCUCCAUCCAUACGGUCAUCCCCUCUAUCCCAGCAACAAGAUGCCUUGGCAUGGACCAACAGAAGAAAGAGCACGGCCUCACUCAUGUCGACGACCACCGUCUCCUUCGAGACCGCUCGCCGGCCAGACACCUAUGAAAUUGUAGACAUCGACGACUUCAAAAAGCGUCACGAGAAGAAACGCUCGUCGACCGUUGGCCUUCCUCUCCCAACCGAGUCGGCCCCGAACUCGCGGCCAUCUUCUUCGAAAGGGUGGGGCAAGAGUCGCGAUAGCAUGGUGAUUAGUGUGAGAGAUCGGGACGAGAUCCCUCGCACUACCUACAACGAUCUUGGCAUGAAGAAGAAGCUGAGAAAGAGCAAGGAGAGCUUGCACUUGCAGAUUAGACCGCGAUCUAGCGGUCCUGGUCUCGAUGCAGUGAGCGAGCGGGACGAGAUGCCUCGUCUCACUCUUCAAUCACCUACUUUGCCACUGCAAGCUCGUCGCUCGACCUCGAAGGAAAACAUUGGUGCGGGGAGCAUUGCGGAGAGCCAGAUACCAGAGGUCCCGAAAGUUGUUUUCGAUGCGUAUCUAAGCGGCGCUGGCGAUAUGGGCGGCCAGAGAGAAAUCAUUCGACGGAAGGUGAAGGGGAGGAAGAGCGAGGAGACGCUUACGCUGCGCGAUCUGCAGAUAGAAGAGCUGGCGAAGCGGAGGCCGAGGAGUGUACAGCCUUCGAAGUCGGAGCAGAGAGCGCUGAGGGAGCGGGAGCGUGCGCGGCAGGAGGAACUCAAGCGCUUGGAGCAGGACAGAGGGAAGGAGCAUCGGAAAUCGAGGUGGGAUGCGUACGUCCACAUUUUUGGCGGGGAUAAGGAGAAGAAGUUGAAGAAGGAGAGGAUUAGUGGGCCGAUGCCGUUGCAUGCGCAGGAGUACAUCCACACUUACGGGACGGCUCACACGUACCCGGCAUCGCCUCUCUCGCAGCAACAGCAGGAGGACGAAUACUAUGCCCAAGCCCACCAGGAGCAGCAGGAGCAGCUUGUGCUGGAUCGGUACGCGAUGCGGAAUAAUAUCAUGGGGAAUGUGAGGGUUCAGGGUUGA
Messenger RNA from Hyaloscypha bicolor E, 4083 nucleotides. RefSeq lists its product as uncharacterized. Lineage: Eukaryota; Fungi; Ascomycota; Leotiomycetes; Helotiales; Hyaloscyphaceae. The record is from RefSeq and is a predicted model, not a curated record. The coding region runs from base 1 to 4083 and encodes 1360 amino acids. The transcript has 2 exons.